UACCCGGAAGGGUGGUACCUGUUGAAGUUGUUCACUACAUGCUUAUUUUGAGAGAACAGGCGGAUAUGUGGGAGUUACAUUUGAAGUCAAACUAAUAGGCGUACAGACGGCUGCCCACUAUUAAAACGACUUUCUGUCGGUGGUUUGGUUAGGGUUUCGCCUUUGGAUUGUUUAGUGCACUUGUUGGAUUACCUGGGAAGGUGUCGCCGACCCACAUUUCGACUCGCCUUUCCAAUUCAGGAUGAGCAUCCAGCCGAGGCGGAUCCGCCUGAAGCCGUGGCUCGUGGCACAGGUGAACAGCGGGAACUACCCGGGACUGCAGUGGCUCAGCAAGGACCACAAGCUCUUCCAGAUCCCCUGGCACCAUGCCACGCGCCACAUGCCUACGCCCGACGAAGAGAACACAAUAUUCAGGGCCUGGGCCCUGGAGACAGGGAAGUAUCAGGAGGGUGUGGACGAGCCAGAUCCUGCCAAAUGGAAAGCAAACCUGCGAUGUGCCCUCAAUAAGAGUCGAGAGUUUAAACUCAAGUAUGAUGGCACCAAAGAGACACCAGUCAAACCAUAUAAGAUAUAUGAGGUGUGUGAUCAACUGUGCAAUGGAGAUCAAGGAGACGAUGAGGAUGAGGAGCUUCCAAACAUUGUGAGCCUGUCCAUAGAGCCUGGUAUGAACGACCUCGCGAGUUUCCCGGUCUAUCCAGCCCACAGAGGUGACCUCUCUUUCACCCCCGCUAUGGAUGAGCGCUUCGGUCCGCCACACAUCAUUCCUGCCCUCCCACUCCUGCAGGAGAAUGUCCAGACUAGUGCUGCUGCCUCUGCUGGUGGUGGGGGCAACAUACCAACACCACACCUUCCACAGCCCAGGGUGAGCCCCCAGGACUUCAGGCACGAGCCACUGAUGGCAGGGGUGGGGCAGGGGGGCAUGCUCUCACAGGCUGGAGUGAUGUUGAACGGGAUGCCCAUGGACACUGGCAUCACAGAAAUCCCUGCUGCCGCCGCCGUCCCAGUUGUGCCUAUGGCAGAGAGCCCGAUGCCAGGGGUACAGACCUCAGCAGAGAACCAACAAGUCCAGCAUUGCAUCUACGACCUGCUGAGUUCACCACACGUGCUGCCCUUGACAGACCUGGACAUUAAGUUCCAGUACCGAGGGAGACUGGCUGGUUCUCUCACAGUGAGUAAUCCUCAAGGCUGCCGGCUGUAUUACGGUCACCUGGAGCCCACACCAGACCAGGUGGAGCUCUUUGGUCCAGUCACCCUCAACCAGGUGCUGUUUCCCGGCACGGCCGACAUCAUGAAUGAGAAGCAGAAGUUCUACACGGACCACUUACUGGAUGUGAUGGAUCGCGGUUUAAUCUUGGAGAUCCGCGGGCAAGACAUCUAUGCAGUGCGGCUCUGCCAGUGUAAAGUGUAUUGGUCUGGCCCAGGGGUGCAGGAGAACGGCCCUCCCAACCCUAUGGAGAGGGAGAAGAAGAUCAGAGUGUUUAGUCUCAAUGAGUUCUUGCAUGGACUGAUCUUGUAUCAAAAAAACCAAGCCCCUUCCCUACCACCUUUUGAGAUCUAUUUCUGUUUUGGGGAGGACUGGCCCGACAAGAAACCUAAAGACAAAAAACUAAUUAUUGUUCAGGUUGUACCUGUGGUGGCGAGGAUUCUCACAGAGAUGUUCUCUGGCGAGCUGUCCUGGUCUCUGGACAGCAUCCGGCUUCAGAUAUCCAACCCAGACCUGAAAGACCAGACUGUGGAACAGUUCAAGGAGCUACAGCGCCUAUUACAGUCUCAACACGGACAAAACCACUGGGCUCCAACAGUCUCUUAGCCGGGCGUUACCUCAUGACUUAAUCACUUCGAGUGAGGAUUUCAUAGAGGUAGAACAUUAGACUAGAGGUGAAAUGGCAAUUUGCGACAGCACUGGAAAAGGGAAAGGGCAGUCUCCAUCUUCUGUAGGUAGACCUGUGCUCUUCAGUCAGUUCAAAUCAAUGGAGAACACACCAAUUUCUGUCAUAAAAUGGCCCAAAACCAUAUGAAUAUUAAGUAACACAUUAAUCAAGGACCACAUUUGGAUGUCAGGCUAAGUAUCUACUUAAAUUACAUGAAAUUGCUCAAUUAAAUGGUAACAAUCAGUUCAUAAGUUAUGUAGAUAUUUAGCCACCCAUUUAAACUACCGACCUUGUAAAGAGUGUAGAUGGACAUUUUCACAUUAAGCCAUUCUUUUUACAGAAAUGAGCCCCAUCUCCAUUCAUUUACGAUACAUUGCACAGGUCUACCGCCAAGGAAUGGCUGCCAGGAUUGCAGUGAAAAGGGGGGCGGAGUCUAACCUGACAGGCCAGACCAUUAAUUUUGGAUUACUUCGUAAUUCACGAAUGGUCCGAUUAUGCCGCUCUGGGGAGGGUUUUCAGUCGUCUACCAGACUGAUGGUGUUACCGGCCAAUAAACGAAUGCACUUGGAAACGUCAGGAACGUCAACUGUCAGCAAUUGGUCAGAGCACAUUUCAAAUCACAGCUGAGCUCACUCCUGCCACCUAAGUGCUCCAGGGCAUAAAGGAUCCAGACUAAAAAUGAAUUACGACGUAAUUGAUGUGGCCUGGUAAAACCAGGUUAGGCGGGGUCACCUCUAGUCUAACGCUCUACUUCUAUAAUGGAUUUUCUCUUGGAAUCAGAAUUGGGUGUAUAUUACUGUUAUGUACUGCAUCUUCUUCAGCCGGCCCAGUGGACUUCUUAUUCUGCAUCAGAUGUUCUGCAUAGCUGCCUUAUAAUUGAAUUUGUUCUGCACACUAACAUUUCGGUGCGAUACUGGAGUUACAAUGGCUACAGUACCUGCUUUCUUUACGGACAAGCCAUGGACUUGUUAAUUUUACCAAUUUCAAAAUGUCAGACACUUUCUUUACCUAGGUUUUGUGUGAAUUUACACAUUUUUAAACUCAGGGUUUUUUUUCUCUCUCUUUUUAAAAAUGUAUACCUUAGCAGUGUUAGACCGUGGAGUUUUUCUUAUUUCUGCCCUUGAUGUAGUUUUCACUUCUGCUGUUGUGUGUAAAAAGCAGCCCACCAAUCCUGUCAGCUAAGAUCAAAUAAAAUCACAGGACUAACUGGAUCAUUAA
Messenger RNA from Engraulis encrasicolus (European anchovy), 3089 nucleotides. RefSeq names its product interferon regulatory factor 5 (gene irf5). The transcript is spliced from 9 exons. Gene Ontology annotation, cellular component: nucleus. Lineage: Eukaryota; Metazoa; Chordata; Actinopteri; Clupeiformes; Engraulidae. Gene Ontology annotation, biological process: regulation of transcription by RNA polymerase II; immune system process. The coding region runs from base 242 to 1810 and encodes 522 amino acids. The record is from RefSeq and is a predicted model, not a curated record. Gene Ontology annotation, molecular function: DNA-binding transcription factor activity, RNA polymerase II-specific; RNA polymerase II cis-regulatory region sequence-specific DNA binding; protein binding.